This is a messenger RNA of Toxorhynchites rutilus septentrionalis, 356 nucleotides long. Its product is annotated as cuticle protein 19-like. The record is from RefSeq and is a predicted model, not a curated record. NCBI's taxonomy places the organism in Eukaryota, Metazoa, Arthropoda, Insecta, Diptera, Culicidae. The transcript has 2 exons. Bases 42 to 356 code for a protein of 104 amino acids. Gene Ontology annotation, cellular component: extracellular matrix.
CUUCAUCGGUUCAAUAGAACAUUACAUCUCAACACGACAAAAUGUUUAAAAUUAUCGCUCUGGUUGCCUGUCUGGCCGUCAUCGUCGCUGCCAUUGAUGAUCAUCACACCGAUCCUAAAUACAAAUUCGAAUACGGUGUAAAGGACGGACACACCAAGGAUCACAAGAGCCAGUGGGAACAACGUCAUGGAGAUGCUGUGAAGGGACAAUAUACUCUGGAUGAAGCUGAUGGAACUCAUCGCGUCGUUGACUACACCUCGGAUCACAAGGCCGGAUUCCAGGCUCAUGUUCAGCGUGAGGGACAUGGCAAGCACCCACAUGGAGAGAGCUAUGCUAACAUCGAUCAAAAGCACUAG